GGCUUUGCCCUCUGCAGGAAGCUGCAAAGAGAAAGCCCAGGGGAGGCGCGCUGCGGCCAGCAGGUGCACCUCUGAGGCCCGGAGUGGCCACGUUCUAGCCCCUCACCCCUGUGGGCAAGAACCUCGGCAGCCAUGGCGGGCAUGAAAACAGCCUCCGGGGACUACAUCGACUCAUCCUGGGAGCUGCGGGUGUUUGUGGGCGAGGAGGACCCCGAGGCCCAGUCGGUCACCCUCCGGGUCACUGGGGAGUCGCACAUCGGCGGGGUGCUCCUGAAGAUCGUGGAGGACAUCAAGCGGAAGCAGGACUGGUCGGACCACGCCAUCUGGUGGGAGCAGAAGCGGCAGUGGCUGCUGCAGACACACUGGACGCUGGACAAGUACGGCAUCCUGGCCGACGCGCGCCUCUUCUUCGGCCCGCAGCACCGGCCCGUGCUGCUGCGCCUGCCCAACCGGCGCGCACUGCGCCUGCGCCUCAGCUUCUCGCAGCCGCUCUUCCAGGCCGUGGCCGCCGCCUGCCGCCUGCUCAGUAUCCGUCACCCCGAGGAGCUGUCUCUGCUCCGGGCUCCCGAGAAGAAGGAGAAGAAGAAGAAGGAGAAGGAGGCGGAGGAGGAGGUCUAUGACCUCACGAAGGUGGUCCUGGCUGGGGGCGUGGCCCCCGUGCUGUUCCGGGGGAUGCCGGCCCACUUCUCGGACAGCGCCCACAACGAGGCCUGCUACCGCAUGCUGAGCCUCCCGCAGCCCCCGCCCGACCCACUCCUGCUCCAGCGCCUGCCGCGGCCCAGCGCCCUGCCCGACAAGACCCAGCUGCACAGCAGGUGGCUGGACUCGUCCCGGUGCCUCAUGCAGCAGGGCAUCAAGGCCGGGGACACGCUCUGGCUGCGUUUCAAGUACUACAGUUUCCUGGACCUGGACCCCAAGACGGACCCCGUGCGGCUGACGCAGUUGUACGAGCAGGCGCGCUGGGACCUGUUGCUGGAGGAGACGGACUGCACGGAGGAGGAGAUGAUGGUGUUCGCAGCCCUGCAGUACCACAUUAACAAGCUGACCCAGAGCGGGGAGGUGGGCGAGCAGGCCGGCUCUGACCCAGGGCUGGACGACCUGGACGCAGCCCUGAGCAACCUGGAGGUGAAGCUGGAGGGCUCAACGCCCAAGGAAGUGCUGGACAGCCUCACCACCAUCCCAGAGCUCAAGGACAAUCUGCGCAUCUUCCGGCCGCGGAAGCUGACCCUGAAGGGGUACCGCCAGCACUGGGUGGUGUUCAAGGACACCACCCUGUCCUACUACAAGAACCAGGAGGAGGCCCCAGGGGACCCCAUCCAGCAGCUUAACCUCAAGAGCUGUGAGGUGGUCCCCGACGUCAAUGUCUCCAGCCAGAAGUUCUGCAUCAAGCUGCUGGUGCCCUCCCCGGAGGGCAUGAGCGAAAUCCACCUGCGGUGCCAGGAUGAGCAGCAGUAUGCCCACUGGAUGGCCGCCUGCCGCCUGGCCUCCAAGGGCCGCACCAUGGCCGACAGCAGCUACAACAGCGAGGUACAGGCCAUCCUGGCCUUCCUCAGCCUGCAGCGCUCCGGAGGGGGUUCUGGGGACCCCACACAGGGUCCCGAUGCCACCACGGAGGGCCUCAACCCCUACGGCCUGGUGGCUCCCCGCUUUCAGCGCAAACUGAAGGCCAAGCAGCUCACGCCGCGGAUCCUGGAAGCCCACCAGCACGUGGCCCAGCUCUCGCUGUCCGAGGCCCAGCUGCGCUUCAUCCAGGCCUGGCAGUCCCUGCCCGACUUCGGCAUCUCCUAUUUCACUGUCAGGUUCAAGGGCAGCAGGAAAGACGAGAUCCUGGGCAUCGCCAACAACCGACUAAUCCGCAUUGACUUGGCCGUGGGUGACGUGGUCAAGACCUGGCGGUUCAGCAACAUGCGCCAGUGGAACGUCAACUGGGACAUUCAGCAGGUGGCCAUCGAAUUUGACGAACACAUCAACGUGGCUUUCAGCUGCAUGUCUGCCAGCUGUCGCAUCGUGCACGAGUACAUCGGGGGCUACAUCUUUCUGUCCACGCGGGAGCGGGCCCGAGGGGAGGAACUAGAUGAAGACCUCUUCCUCCAGCUCACCGGAGGCCACGAGGCCUUCUGAGGCUGGUCUUUCU
Sorex araneus (European shrew) is the source of this 2134-nucleotide messenger RNA. RefSeq names its product FERM domain containing kindlin 3 (gene FERMT3). Bases 133 to 2121 code for a protein of 662 amino acids. The transcript has 15 exons. Gene Ontology annotation, biological process: cell-matrix adhesion; regulation of cell-cell adhesion mediated by integrin; platelet aggregation. The record is from RefSeq and is a predicted model, not a curated record. Gene Ontology annotation, molecular function: integrin binding. Gene Ontology annotation, cellular component: cell-substrate junction. NCBI's taxonomy places the organism in Eukaryota, Metazoa, Chordata, Mammalia, Eulipotyphla, Soricidae.